Messenger RNA from Recurvomyces mirabilis, 2016 nucleotides. RefSeq lists its product as uncharacterized. The record is from RefSeq and is a predicted model, not a curated record. Bases 1 to 2016 code for a protein of 671 amino acids. NCBI's taxonomy places the organism in Eukaryota, Fungi, Ascomycota, Dothideomycetes, Mycosphaerellales, Teratosphaeriaceae. The transcript has 2 exons.
AUGGAGGGGCCUAGCAGGGACUAUGGUAUCGAGCUCACGGCAGUACCCAAGUCGCGUGCCCCGACCUAUAGCACACCCACCAAUUUCUGGGACGGUUUAAGCAACGACAAUGAGUUCCUCAUCAACCGCGACAACAAGAAAGGCUUGAAUGCCGAUGAUGUCUCCCUCCGACCUGUCUCGCUUGCACCAACGUCACAGAGCAACAGAGAGAGGAGGAAGAAGUUACAAGGAUGGAGGUUUGGUGUCACUUGCGCAGCCUGGACCGCUUUUAGCGUCUUGUUGCUUAACCUCAUCCUCACCAUAGUCGCCAUCUCGAAGUUUGGGUCAAACGGCGGAGUGGGCACGGCAUACGAGGGUAGUUGUGAGGUCGUGAAUAGCUGGACGACCUGGCUGCAUAUUCUGAUCAACGCCUUGAGCUCGAUCUUGCUGAGUGCCUCGAACUACACCAUGCAAUGUCUUUGCUCUCCGACGCGGAAGGAGAUUGAUGAAGCACAUGCCAAAGGCGAUUGGUUGGAUAUUGGCGUGGCGUCAGUGAGGAACAUUUGGCGGAUUCGCUGGACGAGACGGCUAUUGUGGUGGGGUUUGGCGUUGUCAAGUAUCCCGAUACAUCUGCUCUACAACUCUGCAAUCUUCAAAAGUCUGGGUACGAACGAGUACACCGCGGCUGUUGUCAACACGGACUUCCUCGACGGCGGCGCAUUCAACAACAGGUACAACGAAUGGCCCAAUCACUACAAUUCGACAAUCUCUUCCGACGCUUACAGCCAACUGCAAAGCAUGCAGAGUUCCUUCCAAAACAACCUGCACAACAGCUCUGCCGUGGCCAACCUGAGCAACAGCGAUUGUAUCGCGGCGUAUGGUACGUCAUUUGUCGCCGCGUACAACCAUGUUUUGAUUAUCACAAGCGAGCGAAGGAAUACUACGAAUGAUACAGUGUUCUGGGAGCAACAAACGGAGUACGACCCACAGAGUGGCGGGUAUCCUAGCUACUUCUGGAUCUGCAACGACCUCUCGGUAAGCUCAUACCAGGAAUCAUGCGACAUACCCACCGCGAGAAAGAAUGCUACGAACUGGACUGUUAAUGGUGCCAAAAUUGAAUACUGUCUUGCCGCAAUCACUCCACCUCAUUGCAAGCUGCAGUUCAGUGUACAAAUCCUCGUCACGGUGAUUCUUAUGAACGCCGCGAAGAGUCUUUGCAUGUUCAUGACACUUUACAGGCAAAGGGAGUCAACGUUGGUCACUAUUGGAGACGCAGUAAGCAGUUUCCUUGAACGGCCAGACGAGCUGACCAAAGGUCGUUGCUUGAUGGCCAAGGUCGAUGUCGAGGAGGGACCGUUACGCUGGCGUCUGCGUACCCAUAAGCAGGAGUCUUUAGACACUAAUGCCGUGAUACGACGAUUCUUUGGUCAAGCUCCUCCGGAACCUCCCAACCUCAAGCCUCCCGCGGUCACCUACUACGCACCACUCAGACGCCGAUGGUUCGCUGGUGCAAGUAUCAAACGAUGGGUUAUCACCAUGGGACUUUGCUUAGUCGCCUUGAUCACAGGUGCCAGCUUACUUGGAGCUGGAGCGUCUAACAUCGGGCAGUACUUGGGCACAGGCUCCUCGGUCUUUGACCUUGGCUUUGGCGCCGUUGACUCACGAGCCCUGCUCAGUGUUGGACUGCCUCAGGACGGAGCCGGCGGUCUUGUCACGGCCGUUUUGCUUGCAAACUUGCCUCAAGCUGUCGUCAGCUUCUUGUAUCUCACCUACAACGGCUUGUUGACAUCGAUGUUGUUAUGCCAUGAGUAUAGCAAAUACGCCAUGGAUGGUCGACGGAAACCACUCCGUGUGACGACGUCACAUGGCCAACAGCGCUCCACCUAUUACCUCAACUUGCCGUAUACGUACAGUAUACCACUGUUGAUAGCGUCGGGCACGCUACAUUGGUUGAUCAGUCAAAGCAUCUUCUUGGCACGAUUAAACGUAUACGGAGGUCAGGGGAGCGACCAGGCAGAGUACUCGGAGAUUGGGUAA